Molecule: messenger RNA, 1725 nt
Organism: Saprolegnia diclina VS20
Lineage: Eukaryota; Oomycota; Saprolegniomycetes; Saprolegniales; Saprolegniaceae
Exons: 13
Coding region: 1-1725 (574 amino acids)
Molecular function (GO): protein binding
Source: RefSeq, a predicted model, not a curated record
AUGAAAACGCACUGUCUCCUUCUCAUCGCGCUCGCCGCGAGCGCCGACGGCCUCAGUACGCUCUACGGGACGUGCCCGGUCACCAGCCCCGCAAGCGCAUCGCCUUGUGUCCUCGGCGCCAACGGCAGCGUCGAGGCAACGUAUGCUGUCGACAGCAAUCGCCGCUUUGUCGUACAAGGCGCCGGCAUCGACGUCGUGCAGUCGCUCCCAGCGACGGCCACCAGCAUCAAUCUCAUGAUGAACGAAAUCACGUCGGUCGGGCUCAGUCCGUCGUCCGCCGUGCAAGCACUGAACCUGAGCUACAACCGCGUUGCGUCUCUGGACGCUAUUGCGAGCCUGCCAACUCUACAGUCGCUGGAUCUGAGUUACAACAACAUCUCUGACGCGUCGACCUUGAGCGCGCAGCUCGCACGCUUUCCCAACCUUGCGUCAUUGAGUCUGCGUGGAAACCGCAUCUCGUCGAUUCAAAACCUCAAGGUGCCGCCAAGUCUGCAAGCAUUGGAUCUCUCGGGCAACAUCAUCACGACGUUCGAUGUGACGGUCGCUACCUACUAUGCACUGGCGGCCUUGACAACGCUCAACCUGCGCGGCGUCUACAUCACGUCCUGCGCCGGCCAAGUCGUCAUGCUUCGGCAGGCUGCCGUGUGCAUCACCGACGCCCCUGGUCCCUCCAUGCUCCGCAGCAUGUACGGACCCAUUUUUGUCUUCUUUGGCACGGUCCUUGCGCUGCUGGUUGUCUAUUUGGUCGGCAAACGUCUUCUUCUCGGGCCGCCGGCGCUCACCGAUCAUACGCUCCGCGCCACGUGUGUUAGCUCGGGCUACUCGCGCAUGGACGACGAUCCGGUCGAGUACCGCAUCUCGGUGUCGCUCGACCUCGACACCUCCGACCUUACGAGCCGCCUCCGCAACGAUGAGGCACUCACGACCGCCCACAAGCUCCACCUCAAAGACAUUCGCAAACUCAAACUCAUCAGCGCAACACCGCUCUACACGACUAUUUGCAUCCGCACGCAGGGGCAUCUCGCAACUGCAGUCGAGGAGGACGUCCUUGGUGUCGAGAAGAACGUACGUUCUCGCCUCUCUGCAUUCCAAAACCUCCGCGUGUUAAACCUCUCAAACAACCAACUGCGGAGUAUCCGCAACCCCACCUUUCCCGCGUCGCUUCAAUCGCUGGACCUCUCAGGCAAUGUGAUAUCGGUAUUUGACGUCUCAACGGCCACCUACAAGGCGCUUGUCGCGCUGCCGCGGCUCACCUUGGGCACAGUUGCGCUCACGAGCUGCUCUGGUCAGCUCAUGAUGCUCGGUCGGGCCGUCGUCUGCGUCACUGACGCCAACGCCACCUUGUCCUUCUUUGGCUCGCUCUACGGGCCGCUCGUGUUGGUCUUUGGCGGCUUUACGACCAUCUCGCUGGCGUACCUCAUCUUCUUUCGAGAUCGCGAAUCCAGUGCAACCGAGCGACGGGAUCCGGCGCUCCGCGCCACGUGCAUUAGCUCGGGCUACUCGCGCAUGGACGACGAUCCGGUCGAGUACCGCAUCUCGGUCUCGCUAGACCUCGACACCUCCGACCUUACGAGCCGCCUCCGCAACGAUGACGCGCUUACGCCUGCCCACAAGCUCCACCUCAAAGACAUUCGCAAACUCAAACUCAUCAGCGCAACACCGCUCUACACGACGUACCGGACCUUCCACUGCGCCCACUCGGUCCGACGCCUCUUGUUGAAAUAG